CGGUUAUCCAAUUUCCACUAGUGCGCGAAAAUAUUGCAGUUUGAAUGUAUCACACCACAUUUAUAUAUAGCCUUCGACUUGAAAUUCUCUAGUCCACAAUCAUCCCUCCUCACUUUCAAUCGAAAACACAUCGUUCCCAAUCGUCUUCAUCGGUGAACACAUUCUUCCAAACCCUUUUCUUUUUUCUUCAAAGAGAGAAAAUCCUAAUAAGAGAGAUGGCCGCGGAAAAACCUUAUUCGAGAAUCUUAAUGUUCCCAUGGCUAGCCCACGGCCAUGUGUUCCCUUUCCUCGAGCUCGCGAAGAAGCUCUCUUCUAGAAACUUCCACAUCUACUUCUGCUCCACAUCAAUCAACCUCGAUUCCGUCAAAACGAAUCUCAACAGCGACAAAGAUUCCUCAUACUCGAUCGAAUUGGUCGAGCUGAAUCUCCCACCACUCCCCGACCUCCCACCACACUACCACACAAACAAAAACGUCCCACUCCACCUCAUGCCCCUCCUACUUCAGGCGUUCCAGAUGUCGGCGCCGGUGUUCGCCGACAUCAUUGCUAAGCUCACGCCUGACUUGCUUAUCUACGACGGGUUCCAGCCGUGGGCAGCCAAGGCCGCGGCUGCCCACGACAUCCCCGCCGUGUUCUUCUCCAUCGCCAAUUCGCCGUCGCUGGCGUUCUUCCACCAUAUGCAUACGCAUAAAAAUCCUGAAUCUUUCCCUUAUAAUGCAAUUAGGUUAAGGGAUUAUGAAAUGAGGGAUUUGAUCGAGCAGAGCAAGUACAUGGAGCAGGUGAAAGAUAAGGAGGAAUUAGGGUUUGCAUUUGGCGUUUUUAGAUUGUCUUGUGAGAUUGUGUUGAUCAAGAGCUGCCGAGGGAUUGAGGAGAAUUAUGCUGAUUAUCUCUCUAAAUUAAGUGAGAGAAAGGUUUUGUUUACCGGUGUGUUGGUUAAGAAACCGGAAGAUGAAAAGAGAGAAGGUUUGGAGAUCAUGAAAUGGCUAGGAGAGAGAAGCAUAAGGUCGACUUUGUAUAUUUCUUUUGGGAGUGAGAAUUAUUUGUCAAAGGAGCAAAUGGUGGAGAUAGCGAAAGGAUUGGAGGAGAUUGAUGUUAAUUUUAUAUGGGUGGCUCGGGCGCCGGCAGGGGGCGAUGCCGCCGAGCUGCCGGAGGGGUUCGAGGGGAGGACGAGGGAGAGGGGGUUGGUGGUGCGGGGGUGGGCCCCACAGGGAGCGAUCCUGGCCCACGAGAGUGUGGGGGCGUUCAUGACGCACUGCGGGUGGAGCUCGAUCUCGGAGAGCACGUGGUUCGGGGUUCCAGUGGUGGGACUGCCAUUGAAGUAUGACCAAACGGUGAACGCGAGAGUGGCGGUGGAGGCUGGGAUCGGGGUGGAGGUGGCGAGGGGCGGGGAAGGGGAAUUUGACGGUGGGGCGGUGGCAAGGGCUGUGGGGGAGGUGAUAGGGGAGGGAGGGGAGGGGUUUAGGAGGAAGGUGGGGGACUGGAGGAAGAAGAUGGAGAUGGAGGAAGAUGGAGCCAUUGAUGAAGUUGUGAAGGAGUUAUCUAGGGUUUGUGGCAAGAAAUGAUGGUUUUGUUCGGUUAGAUUUUACAUUUUCUUUAUCAUGCAUUUGAAUAGUGAGAUAUAAUAAAAUUCAGGGUACGCUAUAUGUUUGCCUU
Molecule: messenger RNA, 1653 nt
Organism: Salvia miltiorrhiza (redroot sage)
Lineage: Eukaryota; Viridiplantae; Streptophyta; Magnoliopsida; Lamiales; Lamiaceae
Product: UDP-glucosyltransferase 29-like
Exons: 1
Coding region: 216-1562 (448 amino acids)
Molecular function (GO): UDP-glycosyltransferase activity
Source: RefSeq, a predicted model, not a curated record